CAGGCAUCUCCGAGAGUUCUUGUAGGUGUUUGAGGAGAAGGAAUGAAGAACGUAGCUUGUUGGAAAGCUUUGCUAAUUCUAUGGGUUGCUUAAGGGCAAGGGAGCAGGGUCUAAAUGAAAGGAACUUAGAUAUGAUAAUGGAUAAUAGAAGUACAAAAGGGGAAGGACAAUUUUAUCGGGGCCUAUCUUCACCAAUACUUGCGUUCUUAUUGCCUAGAAAUGGCAAACGGAGUAAUAGUGGUCCAAGAAGGAGAGGUGGGGUUGUGUCAAGGAGUAGCUUACCAAAUAAAGGGGAAGGGAAAGUGGACUUUGGUGGCAAGAGGAAGGAUAGGGGUUCUGGGACUGGGGAUGAGGAAAGAGGAAGGAAGGGAAUAGUUGGUGCGGAUGGGAUGGUGACUUUUACACCUGAUGGGAGGUUCAAUAUGGAUUUCCAGCCAUGCUGAGUUGCAUAUUUAUUCAAAUUCAAGUUGCUAUGGUGUCAAGUGUGUUAUACCAAUGCAACUAAUGUCCAAGAGGCAAGAAAAUAGCUACAGCUCA
Molecule: messenger RNA, 537 nt
Organism: Rubroshorea leprosula
Lineage: Eukaryota; Viridiplantae; Streptophyta; Magnoliopsida; Malvales; Dipterocarpaceae
Source: the annotation of a GenBank genome assembly